AUGAAGCUGCUUUCAGGUGGAAUUGCGCAAUGGAUGGCAUCCAUUGGGGCCAAACAUACGCGUCUCAUCCUGUAUGCCUCAGUCAUCUGCAACGUUUCGUUUGUGAUAUUUUUGAUGUUUCAGUACUCUGGCACGGAGAUUGAGGACGUUGUCUUGGGAGCACAAAAGCAUAUUGCAAAGCCGCUCAUUUCACUAAUCACAGGCGAAAAUGCCUCCGUCAAGUAUGGUGAGGCUGGACAGAUCACGUUGAUCAAGACCUCUCUUGAAAAAGAAUUGGUAAAGAAAUUGCAAACUGUGGAUUUUACCAAGGGCCAGAACUGGCUGUUAGAUACAGACGUGAAGCAGACGGAGGUGAAGGUCAAAUUUGGCGAUUACGUUGAGUUUCGCGAUAAGAAGAACGGCAAAGGUAAGCCUGCUAUUCCAAAAGGCAAGACGCCCCCAAAGCUUGAUCACCUUGGCAUGGGAGGGGACUCCAAGCAGUCCGAGGACACAAAGCCAGCUGAAGAUAAAAAACUGGAAGUCGCAGUUGAUGGAAAACCAGCUCUUCUCAAGAGAGCGGCCACCAGAGUAGACGAGGUUUCCUCGCCUAAGCCGUUGAAGUUCGACAUUAGGGUUACACUGGCCCUCUAUCUUCAUUAUAUCCGGACUGAGUUCGAGAAGAAGAACCCUACAAAUGUUCCUAAAUCAGAGAAGGUAGCCAUUUCUGUUCCUUUUACCUGGAGCGACUGGGUCGACCUCACUUAUCUCAAUCGCUACAUAGCGCUCCCAGAAGCCCAAAAACCAACCUGUGAGUGGCUCAACUCCCAGGCAUGGAAUGGCCGUGUAUCGAGAACCGAUUACUGUGUCGAUUCGAAAGACAUACCACUGACCAGUCUCAAGCGUAUCGGUGUUUCGACUUUGGAAGAGCUCCCUGGACUUACUGUAAUAGACGGAAUGGACGAGCCCUUUACCGAGGAAGCCAGAUUGAUCAUGGGAAAGAGCCACUUGCUGACAUUCUCUCCAAGACCGUUCAAUGUGAUAUUCCUCGCUCCAAACGGCUCAUAUGAAGUCAAUGUCAACGCCCAAAGAAGGAGAGAGGCUUUGACGUCUUUUCUGAUCAAAUAUGCGUCAGACAACAAAAUCAAGGUGACUGAAGACACAGAGAUAACUCUGGAUCCAGCAAAGGAGUUUCAAAAAUUGUUGGACAGCGUUUACCCAAGACCGCCCCGGUUGAACACUGAUGGUGUGGACUUCGACCACAUGCUCCAGAACAACGGCUACGAAUUCAGUCUGGACCCCAAGACUUUCCACGUCUCCCAAAAGGAUUUUGACAACGAGGUGGAGGUGUACCAAGGACGUAUGUCUGACAUUAGGAAGUUGAGUUCGCAGGGAUAUGUGGAAAACUCCAAGUUCAAAGAGCUCUCUCUCUCAGUUCACGAAUAUAGCUACUACGAGGCUCUCCUGCAUUCCAAGAAGUUCAACGCACAGACCAUGCCUCGCUACUUCCAUUUGGCCAGGCUCACUCAUAAGACGAAGGAGAACCCAGAUGACACUGGCUGGCACUACGAAUGGAGGUUUUUCGACGGAAGACUCAAGUACGCAAAAGAGGGAUUCACCUUGGAAGAAAUGAGAGAACGAGAGAAGAUCGUGCUCCAUAGACUGGUCAGGAACUGGUUCCGUUUCCAAUAUCAGCGUGGAAUUGUUUCCUGGUUGACCCACGGAGGCUUGCUUGCAUGGUACUGGGGUGGAAUGUCUUUCCCCUAUGACAUCGACCAGGAUGUGCAGAUGCCUGUCCAGGAGCUCAUUAGAUUUGCAAAGAACUAUAACCAGACGCUUGUGGUGGAGGAUCUGAACGAGGGAUUCGGAAGAUUCUUUAUUGAUGUCAACACCUUUGUUCCAAUCAGAGAAGCUGGCAACAAGAUGAACAAUAUCGACGCUAGAUUCAUUGACGUGGAUACCGGUCUUUACAUUGACAUCACCGGAUUGGCCAAAACCAAAGAGCCUAAGCCAAAAAGAUAUUUACCUCUUUUGGGAAAGGAGUCGAAGACAUCCAUCAAAGCCCUUGACGCAAAAGAGAUCUACAAUUGUCGUGAGCCCCAGUUCUACCACAUCAGUGAGAUUUCUCCUCUGAGAUACUCUCUUUAUGAGGGAGUACCAAUGCUUAUUCCUCGCGAUGUCAAGGGAACGAUGGAGAUUGAGUAUUCUAAAAAGGCUGUUGAUUACCCCUAUUAUGACGGCCAUUUCUAUGUGAAGCAUCUUCGUCUUUGGAUCCGUGAGGCGAAAUUGCUGUCUUUAUUGGAAGACAAGAAAGACGAGUUGCUCACAAGGGAAGGAGACGUAACUAAGGUCAACGUGGAUGCGAUGAUCGACGAGAUUGAGAACCUAAGCGAUGCCCAGGUCUUGCAAUUGCUUGAUGAUGAAGGAAUUUUCAAGGAGUUUUAUCUCACCCAUGAUGUCACGAUGUUACAUGAGCGUGAAAAGGCAGUGGGAAGCCCACAUACCCCAAAGAUGGACGCCGAAAUGAAGGAGAAGUACGCCAAUCUCGUGUCUACUUUCACCAAGCAAAAAGCUUUUAGAAAACCCUUGUUCCAAUACCAACAGAUCGAGAGACUUGAACACCAGGAAAAGCCUAAGAAAAAGAAGAAGGGAAAGAAGACCAAGCAGAAGGCCAAGGACGCCCAAUGA
This is a messenger RNA of Kuraishia capsulata CBS 1993, 2664 nucleotides long. RefSeq lists its product as uncharacterized. The record is from RefSeq and is a predicted model, not a curated record. NCBI's taxonomy places the organism in Eukaryota, Fungi, Ascomycota, Pichiomycetes, Pichiales, Pichiaceae. The transcript has a single exon. The coding region runs from base 1 to 2664 and encodes 887 amino acids.